Messenger RNA from Protopolystoma xenopodis, 507 nucleotides. The record is from the annotation of a GenBank genome assembly. NCBI's taxonomy places the organism in Eukaryota, Metazoa, Platyhelminthes, Monogenea, Polystomatidea, Polystomatidae.
ACCAGCCUCGACCUGAUUCGAGCUCGCCUCGUCCUCUGUUCCCGUCAACUCGUUGACGCCGAGCUCUUGCCCGAGCGGACGACUCAGUCGGUCCAGCAGCGAGAUGGGCAAUGGUACCGGCGUAGACUGGCUGCGCAGAUGCCAACUGACUAUGUUGCAGACAGCACUGCUGGUCACCAGGGCUGUUGGACUCGCGGAUGGCAACGAGUCAGUUUGUUGGCCAGACGGGGCCGCUGGCGACGAGACUGUCGGAGCCUCGAGGGCCCGUGGAUACCGCCAACUGAAAGAGUCCCCGUCGGGGCGACUCGUCGCCGCUGUCUGGUGAGGCAACGGGGUUGUCCGCCUCGCAGACGUCAGGAAGGUGGACAGAGGCCAAGGCGAAGGGUCGGCGUCUGCGUGGCUCGCAGAAAGACAGCCCGCAUCAACCGUGUCCCUGGUGCGAUAAUCCAAGUGGUUCAUCAUACGGAGGAUGAGCGAAUAUUUGUCGCUUUCUUCCCCUCAAAAUGA